This is a messenger RNA of Egretta garzetta (little egret), 2298 nucleotides long. It is a transcript of the gene PCSK9, whose product is annotated as proprotein convertase subtilisin/kexin type 9. The coding region runs from base 1 to 2298 and encodes 765 amino acids. The transcript is spliced from 15 exons. The record is from RefSeq and is a predicted model, not a curated record. Gene Ontology annotation, molecular function: serine-type endopeptidase activity. Lineage: Eukaryota; Metazoa; Chordata; Aves; Pelecaniformes; Ardeidae. Gene Ontology annotation, biological process: chloride transport; proteolysis.
AUGGCUGAGGAGAAGACCUUUCGCUAUGGGUUCAUCAUGCUGGGUUUCUUCCUGGUGAUGACGGGACUCUUCAUCAUGAGCGUGGAAAAGCCCCAGAUCUACAUUACCUUCUGCGCCCUGGGCGUCUUGCUCGUAGCUGUGGGCAUCACCUGGAGCAUGUGCCAGUGCUACCCAAAGAUAAUGUUUGUUCCUGUGGACCUCGAGGCUGAGCGGUUCCUGGACCACAAACCCGUCGUGCUGCCAGAGGGGGACACCCGCUUGAUUGUACCCUGCCCCAACCAAGAGGCCACCAGCACCUACAAGAAAAGCCUGCCAAUUUAUGAGCAGAUCCAGAGGCCAGCGGUGGGCUCAGCCCCGCUCCCACCCAUGGCCCAGCCCAGACCCCGCAGCUGCUCCCAGACAGCGGUGCAGGCAAAAGCAGAGGUCCACCGGGAGCUGGGGGGUGCUGGAGACCCCCCUCCAGAGCUGGUGCCUCGGAUCGGAAUGGUGGCUGGCAGCUGGUACGUGAGGCCUGCGGGAUGCCAUGUAGGAUGCCCAGGCAUUGGUCCAGGGGAUCCAAAAAGCUCUUUGCAGGCGAUGAGGGUCAGGGCGGCUCGGCGGGGCCACCUGACCGAGCUGCUGCACGUCUUCCACCUCCUGCCCGCCUUCCUGGUGAAGAUGAGCAGCGACGUCCUGGACAUGGCGCUGAAGCUGCCACACGUGGAGUACGUUGAGGAGGAUGCCUACGUCUUUGCCCAGAGCAUCCCCUGGAACCUGGGCAGGAUCCUGCUGCCACAGCCCAGCUCAGACACCUACAGCCCUCCCAAUAAAGGUGACCUGGUGGAGAUUUACCUGCUGGACACCAGCGUGCAGAGCACCCAUCGAGAGAUCGAGGGCAGGGUGCUUGUGACCGACUUCGAGAGCGUCCCCGAGGAGGAUGGCACCCGCUUCCACAGGCAGGCCAGCAAGUGUGACAGCCAUGGGACCCACAUGGCCGGGGUGCUGAGUGGGCGCGAUGCCGGUGUGGCCACAGGUGCCAACAUCCGCAGCCUCCGUGUGCUGAACUGCCAGGGGAAGGGCACCGUCAGUGGGACCCUUAUUGGCCUGGAGUUUGUCAAGGCAGCACUGGAGGCUCAGCCCUAUGUGCCGCUGGUGGUGCUGCUGCCCUUCGCCGGUGCCUACAGCCGCGUGCUGAAUGCCGGCUGUCGGCGGAUGGCACAAAUGGGUGCGGUGAUGGUCGCGGCUGCCGGGAACUACAAGGACGAUGCCUGCCUGUACUCGCCAGCGCCCGGGCCGGAGGUCAUCACAGUCGGCGCCACCAACAGUGAGGACCAACCCGCCUCCAUCGGCACCUUGGGCACCAACUUUGGCCGCUGCGUGGACCUCUUUGCCCCAGGGGAUGACAUCAUCGGCGCCUCCAGUGACUGCAGCACGUGCUUCACAGCACAGAGUGGGACGUCACAGGCGGCUGCGCAUGUGGCAGGCAUUGCUGCCAUGCUGCUCAGCGCUGAGCCUCAGCUGAGCCUCGACGAGCUCCGGCAGCGCCUCCUGCACUUUGCCACCAAGAACGUGAUGGACACGGCGUGGUUUCCUGAGGAGCAGCGGCUCCAGACGCCCAACAGCGUGGCCGGGCUGCCCACCCGGCUGGGCUCAGAUGAGCAGCUGUACUGCCGCUCGGUGUGGUCGGCGCGCUCGGGGCUCACCCGGCACGCCACGGCUGUGGCUCGCUGUGCUGGCACCGAGGAGAUGCUCAGCUGCUCCAGCUUCUCCCGCAGCGGCAGGCGGCUGGGGGAGCACAUGGAGGACAAGGACGGGCAGAAGCAGUGCGUCGCCCACAACGCUUUCCGGGGCCAGGGCGUCUACGCCAUCGCCAGGUGCUGCACAUGGCCCAGGGCCAAAUGCCAGAUCAACGCCAGCUCCCCGGUGGCCAAGGGGGCCGGUUGCUCCCCACGGGACCAUGUGCUGACCGGGUGCAGUUUCCACUCCCCUGCCGCAGCACUGGGUGAUGGCGGGAGACCCGUCGCGGGGCUGGGGAGCGGACCCAGCCACUGCGCCAGCAGGACAGAGGUGAUGGCACAUGCCUCGUGCUGCCCCGCUGCCGGCCUCGAGUGCCGGGUGAAGGAGCACACAUCCCUGGGCUCUGCAGAGAAGGUGACGGUGUCCUGUGAUGACCGCUGGACGCUUACGGGCUGUAAUGCCCAUUCCCAGAGCCCCGGCACCAUGGGAGCCUACGCCGUGGAUGAUACCUGCGUGGCAGCCAGUGCCCCCGGCAGCAGCACGGCUGCCGUCAUCGCCAUUUGCUGCCGGAGCCAGCAGUAG